GCUGGGAAAUGUUAUUGGUAGGUAUCUUCCUACCUUGUCAAACCAGACUUUUGUAUUUAAGGUUCUGCCUGGGAAAAUGUCACCACUUUCCAUAUGAGAGAUAAUUGCUGGGUACCAGAUAGGCAGAUGAUAAGAAGCUUUGCAUAGUUUGAGGUAGAGACAGAAACUUGCUGAUUGUCAGACUGGAGACAUCCAUUUCUCCGUAUUUAUCUGUCGGAUUUUGACUCCUGGGUCGGAGAGAGCUGCCAAAUGACCUCCAGAACCAUAUAUGGCCUGCUGCUCCUUUUCUGUGUCCUGAUGGGGGUUAUAUCCUACCUGUACCUCAUAGGAGACCAAAAGACGAUCACAGACCGCGUGAGUCCAGGAAAAAACAAAUCAUCGGAAUCUUGCCCGGCGAUCUCGCCAUAUUUAAAAGGGCCAAUCCAGGUCCAGUUACCAAAGUCCCACCAACUGGAAGACGUGAUACAGGAGAACCCCAAUGUGACCCAAGGAGGCCGCUACGAGCCCCCCGACUGUAUCUCCAAAAAGAAGACCGCCAUCGUCAUCCCUCAGCGGAACCGAGAGCGCCACCUUAAAUACCUCUUGUACAAUCUGCACCCGUUCUUGCAACGCCAACAGCUGAACUACGGCAUCUACGUCAUCCAGCAGGCGGGCAACUUCACUUUUAACCGCGCUAAACUCAUGAACGUUGGUUUUAAAGAAGCCAUGAAAGACGAGGCCUGGGACUGCUUGUUCUUCCAUGACGUGGACCUCAUCCCCGAAGACGACCGCAACCUGUACACCUGCGACGGGUUCCCCAAACACGCGUCUGUUGCCAUAGACAAGUUUAAUUACACUCUGCCCUACCAGUUGUACUUUGGGGGAGUCUCGGCAUUGACUCCUGAGCAGUAUGAAAAAGUCAACGGAUUUUCGAACAAUUACUGGGGCUGGGGUGGCGAGGACGACGACUUGGCGGAUCGAAUUCAAAUCGGCGGCAUGCAGAUAUCUCGGCCGUCCGUCCUUGUAGGAAGGUAUAAAAUGAUACAGCACGCUCGGGACCAAGGGAACGAGAAAAACCAACAACGGUUCCACCUUCUGGGACAGACAAGGGGGACUUGGAGACAAGAUGGUCUAAACACCCUCCAGUAUAAACUGCUGUCCAAGGAGCUUCUCCCGCUCUACACCAAAAUCACGGUGGACAUUGGAACAGAUAAACUUGCUCCAUCAAGAAGGUGAGACCGGGACCCGAUGUAUACCGAUCGCUUUGCCCAAUUUUCCACACUUCUUCCUCUCUAAAACUCCAUUGGCUUUUACUCAUCCCAAGACAUUGUAAUCUUUAUUUAUCUUUCUAUCGUUCCAUGAUUAGUCCAACAAGUCUUGGCCCCCCGGAGUCAUGCCUUGGAUCAGCUUUUGUUGGUCAACCAAUCAAAGAAAUGUACAAUUUUUAUUUAAUUGGUUUGCAUUUGAUUGUUAUUUAUUUUCUUUUGUUUUCUUAAUACAAAUUUUACAAAAACGAGCGGUGCCCUAGACCCCCUUCUCAUCAACGUAUAUCUAGAUUAGAGAAUUACGAAGGGUUUACCGGAGAAUGGAAGACGUGCUUCCAACUGGGCUAACCCCUCAGCUCCCCCAAUUUUUAAUUGUGUAAUAUAUUCAUCUGGUCUCUUUUAUUGUUUUGUUGGAGAGACACCAAGACAACAAAGUACCAUAUACAUCAUAUCUUCAAUGCAUGAACCCUUCAAAAGGUGUCCCAGUGUCUAGGGAGCCUGAAGGUACGCAGAAAUACGAAGGGUUUACCGGAGAAUGGAAGACGUGCUUCCAACUGGGCUAACCCUUCGACUCCCCCCAUUUUCGAUUGUGUAAUAUAUUCAUCUGGUCUCUUUUAUUGUCUUGUUGGAGAGACUCCAAGACAACAAAGUACCAUAUACAUCAUAUCUUCAAUGGAUGAACCCUUGAAAAGGUGUCCCAGUGUCUAGGGAGCCUGAAGGUACGCAGAAUUACGAAGGGUUUACUGGAGAAUGGAAGACGUGCUUCCAACUGGGCUAACCCUUCGACUCCCUCAAUUUUUGACUGUGCAAUGUGGUCUAUUUUAUUGUCUUGUUGGAGAGACACCAAGACAACAAAGUACCAUAUACAUCAUAUCUUCAAUGCAUGAACCCUUCAAAAGGUGUCCCAGUGUCUAGGGAGCCUGAAGGUACGCAGAAAUACGAAGGGUUUACCGGAGAAUGGAAGACGUGCUUCCAACUGGGCUAACCCUUCGACUCCCCCCAUUUUUGAUUGUGUAAUAUAUUCAUCUGGUCUUUUUUAUUGUCUUGUUGGAGAGACUCCAAGACAACAAAGUACCAUAUACAUCAUAUCUUCAAUGGAUGAACCCUUGAAAAGGUGUCCCAGUGUCUAGGGAGCCUGAAGGUACGCAGAAUUACGAAGGGUUUACUGGAGAAUGGAAGACGUGCUUCCAACUGGGCUAACCCUUCGACUCCCUCAAUUUUUGACUGUGUAAUGUGGUCUAUUUUAUUGUCUUGUUGGAGAGACACCAAGACAACAAAGUACCAUAUACAUCAUAUCUUCAAUGCAUGAACCCUUCAAAAGGUGUCCCAGUGUCUAGGGAGCCUGAAGGUACGCAGAAAUACGAAGGGUUUACCGGAGAAUGGAAGACGUGCUUCCAACUGGGCUAACCCUUCGACCCCCCCCAUUUUUGAUUGUGUAAUAUAUUCAUCUGGUCUCUUUUAUUGUCUUGUUGGAGAGACUCCAAGACAACAAAGUACCAUAUACAUCAUAUCUUCAAUGGAUGAACCCUUGAAAAGGUGUCCCAGUGUCUAGGGAGCCUGAAGGUACGCAGAAUUACGAAGGGUUUACUGGAGAAUGGAAGACGUGCUUCCAACUGGGCUAACCCUUCGACUCCCCCGAAUUUCCGAUUGUGUAAUAUAUUCAUCUGGUCUCUUUUAUUGUCUUGUUGGAGAGACACCAAGACAACAAAGUACCAUAUACAUCAUAUCUUCAAUGCAUGAACCCUUGAAAAGGUGUCCCAGUGUCUAGGGAGCCUAAAGGUACGCAGAAUUACGAAGGGUUUACCGGAGAAUGGAAGACGUGCUUCCAACUGGGCUAACCCUUCGACUCCCCCCAUUUUUGAUUGUGUAAUAUAUUCAUCUGGUCUUUUUUAUUGUCUUGUUGGAGAGACUCCAAGACAACAAAGUACCAUAUACAUCAUAUCUUCAAUGGAUGAACCCUUGAAAAGGUGUCCCAGUGUCUAGGGAGCCUGAAGGUACGCAGAAUUACGAAGGGUUUACUGGAGAAUGGAAGACGUGCUUCCAACUGGGCUAACCCUUCGACUCCCUCAAUUUUUGACUGUGUAAUGUGGUCUAUUUUAUUGUCUUGUUGGAGAGACACCAAGACAACAAAGUACCAUAUACAUCAUAUCUUCAAUGCAUGAACCCUUCAAAAGGUGUCCCAGUGUCUAGGGAGCCUGAAGGUACGCAGAAAUACGAAGGGUUUACCGGAGAAUGGAAGACGUGCUUCCAACUGGGCUAACCCUUCGACUCCCCCCAUUUUUGAUUGUGUAAUAUAUUCAUCUGGUCUCUUUUAUUGUCUUGUUGGAGAGACUCCAAGACAACAAAGUACCAUAUACAUCAUAUCUUCAAUGGAUGAACCCUUGAAAAGGUGUCCCAGUGUCUAGGGAGCCUGAAGGUACGCAGAAUUACGAAGGGUUUACUGGAGAAUGGAAGACGUGCUUCCAACUGGGCUAACCCUUCGACUCCCCCGAAUUUCCGAUUGUGUAAUAUAUUCAUCUGGUCUCUUUUAUUGUCUUGUUGGAGAGACACCAAGACAACAAAGUACCAUAUACAUCAUAUCUUCAAUGCAUGAACCCUUGAAAAGGUGUCCCAGUGUCUAGGGAGCCUAAAGGUACGCAGAAUUACGAAGGGUUUACCGGAGAAUGGAAGACGUGCUUCCAACUGGGCUAACCCUUCGACUCCCCCAAUUUUUCGAUUGUGUAAUAUAUUCA
Molecule: messenger RNA, 3976 nt
Organism: Rana temporaria (common frog)
Lineage: Eukaryota; Metazoa; Chordata; Amphibia; Anura; Ranidae
Product: beta-1,4-galactosyltransferase 3-like
Exons: 1
Coding region: 250-1215 (321 amino acids)
Biological process (GO): carbohydrate metabolic process
Molecular function (GO): glycosyltransferase activity
Source: RefSeq, a predicted model, not a curated record